This is a messenger RNA of Trypanosoma conorhini, 1095 nucleotides long. RefSeq lists its product as uncharacterized. The record is from RefSeq and is a predicted model, not a curated record. Lineage: Eukaryota; Euglenozoa; Kinetoplastea; Trypanosomatida; Trypanosomatidae. Bases 1 to 1095 code for a protein of 364 amino acids. The transcript has a single exon.
AUGUCGAGUUCUCCGUCAGGCGACUAUAUACCAUGGCUCUUGCCGCUGCGGCCCCCAACGCCUCCCCUCCACCCUUCGCCCGUCUCUGUUUCCCUGAAUGCCUGGGCCCUCUUGGACCCAAGCCACAGCGUGACCCCGCGCACGAUGGAUGGGGAGUUUGUUUCUCCCCGCGCCCAGCAUGCGGCGUCGUCGACGGCGCCGCACCUUUGGCGAUCGGCAACGGCCACUCCAAAUGUAACCUGCGGGGGAUGUCACCGAGAGGAGGUUUCCUUGGAGUGGUCGAUUCUCUCGGGCGGGCAAUCCCACCCGCAGUCGGGGCAUGACCUCUGCGAUUUCCCGACUCCUGAGCAUUCCUUUUCCAAGGUCCCAUCGAUGCCGGAGAGCAAACUCGGCAGUUUCCGGACGGAAGACUCCCAUGAGGUGUCAGACGACGAUGACCCUCGCAGUUUUCUCGCAUGCGCAUCCCUUGGACACCCACGUGGUAAGUAUCUUCGGAGACGCACGACGCUGCCGUUCAUAAACUCCUGUUGCUUUUAUAGUCUGCCUUCUAUGAGCUACUUGGCACUUCACCUCGCUUCACCGUUUGAGCUGGGGAACGGCGGUGCCUCAUAUGCGCGUUUUCGCAGUGUUGUACAUCCGCCGCGCAAAAUGGCUUUUCGCGAAAAGAUUCCAUCAGAGAGCAGCGAUGCAGCUUCUCCCGAGUCGUCUGCUCUGCUUGAUCCACGACAUUCCCCCGCAGCGGGGGCUUGGGAGGACAUCAAAAAGAGUGAGGAGGAAAACACUCACGCGGUUGACGACGGCCGUGGAGGAGACACUGGCGAAAGCGGCAGUGAGCCUGAUAGGGAGGGAAACUCUGCGCUUGCUCUGUUUUCCUGCAUGUCAUUUUUUCGUUCCGUUCUGCGGCAUAUUGAGUUGAUGGCCGCGGACCGAAAGCGUCGCAAGGUGCGGAACGAGCACCGUCGUCAUCGGCGGGGGAGCGGCGGUGGAACAACGGAGGAAAAAAACGGCUGGCCCGAUCUUUCGCAGUGGUUCUCCAGCGAGAUGGAGACGCUUCUCGCAUGCACGCUGCACGGCAUCAUUGCCUUUAUGCUGUAG